UACCUAUGCCGCUCGCUGCGCAUGCGCAUUUGUCUUCAUCUGCUGAAAGACAUGGCGACGUCCCUGCUUUGCGGCUGUUUGACGGCUACCCUGAGAACACCAGGGGCCAGGAACACUAUCAGCUCCGCCACCAAGGUUCUUGGUGGUUCCUCAGGUCUGUUUGGGGGCCAUGUGUCUCAGCCACUACCCCCCCACCUGCAGCAGCAGCGGAGGAACCUCUCCCUACAUGAGUAUAUGAGCAUCAACCUCCUCAAAGAGGAGGGGAUCUCUGUGCCAGCCGGCAUGGUGGCCAGCUCCUCUGAUGAGGCUUACGCAGUGGCCAAGCAGAUCGGUUCGAAGGACCUGGUGGUGAAAGCUCAGGUUCUGGCUGGAGGCAGAGGAAAGGGGACGUUUGAAGGCGGCCUGAAGGGAGGAGUUAGGAUCGUCUACUCACCUGAAGAAGCUCGAGACAUUUCAUCUCAGAUGAUUGGUAGGAAACUGUACACCAAACAGACGGGGGAGGCGGGUCGAAUCUGCAACCAGGUGUUCAUCUGUGAGCGCAGGUAUCCACGCAGGGAGUACUACUUUGCCAUCGCAAUGGAGAGGUCCUAUCAGGGCCCGGUGCUGAUUGGCAGUUCACAGGGGGGCGUGAACAUCGAAGAUGUGGCAGCGGAGAAUCCAGACGCCAUCGUGAAAGAGCCCAUCGACAUUGUGGAGGGCAUUAAGAAGGAGCAGGCUGUCAAGGUCGCUCAAAAGAUGGGCUUCCCACCCGCACUGGUGAACGAGGCAGCAGAGAACAUGAUUAAACUCUACAAUCUUUUCAUCAAGUAUGACGCCUCCAUGGUAGAGAUUAACCCCAUGGUGGAGGACUCCUCUGGCAUCGUGAUGUGCAUGGAUGCCAAGAUCAACUUUGACCCUAACGCAGCGUAUCGCCAGAAGAGGGUGUUUGAUAUGCGGGACUGGAGCCAGGAGGACCCGCGGGACCGGCAGGCCGCCACAGCGGACCUCAACUACAUCGGCCUGGACGGAACCAUCGGCUGUCUGGUAAACGGAGCGGGUCUGGCCAUGGCCACCAUGGACAUCAUCAAGCUCCAUGGCGGCACACCAGCUAACUUCUUGGAUGUAGGGGGCGGAGCCACAGCUCACCAGGUGACAGAGGCCUUUAAGCUCAUCACCUCGGACAGAAAGGUUCAGGCCAUUCUGGUCAACAUCUUUGGAGGCAUCAUGAGGUGUGACGUCAUCGCUCAGGGCAUCAUCAUGGCUGUGAGAGACCUGGACCUCAAGAUCCCCAUUGUAGUACGGUUACAAGGAACAAGAGUGGACGACGCCAAAGCUCUGAUCGCUGCCAGCCCACUAAAAAUCCUGGCUUGUGAUGACCUCGACGAGGCAGCUAAAAUGGUUGUAAAGCUUUCUGAAAUUGUGUCUUUGGCUAAAGAGGCUCAAGUGGACAUCACCUUCCAGCUGCCGAUCUAAAAAAGCUGCUACCUCCUCCGUCUCCCAGAAGCCCCUCAGCGUCCCAUGACUCCACUCCUCUCACCGACAGGACUGACCUCGCAGAGACACUCCUACAUUCUUCUGGCUUUGUGGCACGGUGGCAUGGUUCUGGAGAGUUUUCAUUAAUGAACAACCUGCUUAUUUUUCUGAUUGUGUUUGCUGUCUCAACCCCACUUUAAAGUCAGUCCUGCAGUGGUGUUGCAUGUCAGUUUAUAUGCUCAAACCCACAACCUUAAACUCCACUCGCUUCGUCUCUGAGAGGCUGACUUGCAGCCUGCUCAUGUCGUCUUUCACACACACACACACACACACACACACACACACACACACACACACACACACACACACACACACACACACACACACACACACACACACACACACGCACACGCGCACACUUCAUUUAUGUGUUGUAAGAUGAUUCUGUAGUUGGUAACAAGCAAACGUCCUGCCAGUGAUUGGUUGGAGGUCGAACAGCAGUUUCCUCCUGGCAGCCCCAGGGUGGUUUCUGUCUCUGCUCCAGGUGGGACUGUUCAUCCAUCAUUUAUCUCAUCCCAGCCUGGAAGAGGUGUGAGAGGCUGCAGGCUCACUGUGGAGGUCUUAGAUGCUACCGGCUCUGCUGGGUUGGUCUGACUCAACAGUUUACCUUCAGCUUUAAGCAGGUCAGAGUGUGGAGCAUUUGCUGUGGCGGCCGUAGACGCCGACAGUUCUGCUGAGACGUUUGUGGACCUCAGCUUCAGCCACCAUGAGUACUGAAACAUCCAAGUACGUGUUUGAACUUUUGAAUGAAGUCAGCUGUUCCAUUAGCAGUGACGAACUUUAACCCGUCAGUUCAGGACAACCAAGUACAUAAAACAUCCUGUUCUAAUACACGUCACUAACAGUUUUUACGGCCUGAAGGUUUAAAACUCAAUCCAACAGUAACAGAAAACGGAUCCCAAAAACUGGUUUAGUGUGUUUUAUGGUGACGUAAGUAUUCAGUUACGUCUCAAUGUCAUCCUAAUUUUGUGGAGCCUUAAAUGAACCUGAUAAAAUGUCUUUUACAGGCUUUAAAAAUCCUUUAUGUAAGUUUUACAAGUAAACCCACCCACAUCCAGACAGCAACAACAGAUAUCAGCUCACACUGAUGCUGGACCGGGACAAAUCACCCUGUCAGGAGUUUUUAAUCCACUGAGAGUGGAUCGGAACAACAUUUGCCUGGGAUGAUGCAGCAAAUGGAGCGUUUACUGCUGGAUGAAUGAAUCUGCUCAUGCUCCCUCUGCCGUCGUGCCACUGAGCUGCAGCCACUUUAUUUUAGUUUUCCUGGUUUGUAGGGUCAGAACCCCCCCCCCCCCCCCCCCCAAAACACCACCACCAUUUCCAACACAAGCAGACGAUGUGAGAUUUACGUCGUUUAUUUUAUCUUGUAAAUAAACAACAAUGUUCUUGCUCUGUAACAUAUUUAUGAUCCUCGGAAAGGUUCAACAUCUAAGUCUUGAAUAAAUGCAGAGAACAUCGA
Molecule: messenger RNA, 2971 nt
Organism: Nothobranchius furzeri (turquoise killifish)
Lineage: Eukaryota; Metazoa; Chordata; Actinopteri; Cyprinodontiformes; Nothobranchiidae
Gene: sucla2
Product: succinate-CoA ligase ADP-forming subunit beta
Biological process (GO): tricarboxylic acid cycle; succinyl-CoA metabolic process
Cellular component (GO): mitochondrion; succinate-CoA ligase complex
Molecular function (GO): ATP binding; succinate-CoA ligase (ADP-forming) activity
Source: RefSeq, a predicted model, not a curated record